Messenger RNA from Lolium rigidum, 1543 nucleotides. RefSeq lists its product as uncharacterized. Gene Ontology annotation, biological process: positive regulation of protein catabolic process; protein ubiquitination. NCBI's taxonomy places the organism in Eukaryota, Viridiplantae, Streptophyta, Magnoliopsida, Poales, Poaceae. The coding region runs from base 74 to 1543 and encodes 489 amino acids. Gene Ontology annotation, molecular function: protein binding. The transcript has 8 exons. The record is from RefSeq and is a predicted model, not a curated record.
GUAUGAUCCGUGGGAACCUCCCCGUCCUCGUCCUCAUCCCUCAUUAGAUCAGUUGACGUGUCCUGUUCAACGUAUGAGGAAGUACAUGAUUCAGAUACGGGAUUUCCUUGCUGACGCCAGAUCCACCAACAUAAUCGUCCCGGACCGCACUUCUAAGGAGGCACACCUACAGUUUUAUCACAUAUAUGAUCGUUUGUCGACCGUCCUCCAAAAGGAUAGUGUUAAGCUCUUCCUCCGCAUCUACCAGAAGUAUACGUGCAGCUUGGUUUGUGGUUUUGUCAUCACCCCACAAACCCUUGACUUAAUUAUUGCACAGAAUGCACUGCGUUGUGCUAAGCUUGUUUUGGAGGGGAAGUCGCCUAAACUCUGGGGGCAGCGAGCCAACCCCAACUACAUUACCAGCUUUGGGUACUUCCCGCUCCACCAAGCUGCCGAGUCAUUCUCCGUUGGCAUGAUUGAGUUACUGUUUCGUCAUGGUGCAUCGGCCAAUCAGCGCACCUCGGGUGAUAGAAUCGUCGAAGGCCUCCUUCCACUCCAUGUUGCCAUUGAGAACACUUGCCAGCACAAGUAUCUGGAGGAUAAUCUAUUAGCUGAUCAGAACUACUGGAAGGGUAAUGUCGAGUACAUCUACAAGCUCGUACAUCUGCUUUGCCUGCCUGAGAUGAAGAUCUUCUUGGACACCACUAGAUUGCUUGCAACCCACACGGAUAAUGUAGUCGAUGAGCUCUCGAAUUAUAUCAAUCAAGGGAAGCUUGUCCCUGCUGCUAUUUUGCUCCUUGCAGCUCAAAGGCAAUUCCGUAACCUCAAUGGGUUUGAUAUGAUCAAGGAUCGUAUUGGAGAUUAUAUGGUCGCCUUGGGAAGAGAAGGGUGUGGAGUUGAAAGUGGUAAAAAUACCAAGGCAAAAAAGCAUCUGAAGGAUAUGAAAGUGCAUCUUAUUAACGCAUUGCUGCUUGUUAAGAUAAUUCUCAAAGCUGGUGAAGCUCUUGACGGAUAUAUUCAAACUCAUUCAGAGGCAUCUCAUCAGGAGGUCCUUGGAAAAGUUUCAGCAAUUCUCCAGAAUCAUGAUAUCGGUCCUACUGGAAAAGAAUUUUGCAUCGAAGACCUUAACUGCUGCCCCUAUGACUGUGGAUUGCCGAACGGGGACACAGAUUUGACCGAGGCAGCCAUUGGAUCACCUAUUCCAGAAGCAGCAGCGAAAAAAGCUGUGGCAAAGAAACCGCAUGAUAGCCACUGGUAUGCAAGAGAUCAGUUUUUCCCAGUAUGGAGAUCAGUGUUAACAUCUCAGUUUAUUACAAAGGUCAUCCCGCCCUAUGCACCGAAGAAAGAGUUUCCGCUGUAUACUUGUGAUGCUAAUGAUCAUGUGCCCGGUAGCUCCCAGAAGAAGUUGAUUGAUGAAAGGUAUUCUCAUAUUCGUCUUGGCAUGCUGGAGAGAAGUUAUCCGAUAGUAACAAUAGGUCAUCGGAAAUUCCGAAGUAAUCAUCGAUCAAGAAGGCUUUUUGGUACUGCCGCAUCGACUGUCCUUAAGUUGUUGAAGCGCGUAUAA